GCUUUUACCUUUCAUAGCCACAAACGGCGAUUCCCUUUCCCUCUCCUCCCUUUUGUUCCCGGAAUCCAAAAUAUAUUCAAAUUCAGUUUAUUCUCCACAAAACUUCCCACCCAAGAGGGAAGAGAAGAGAAAACACAAGGCCUACCUAUAUAUAACUGUGAAGCAUCAGAUAUUUUUGUAUCUGUGUUCCAAAUAGAAAAUUCCAUUGCUUGAGAGAGAGAGAGAGAGAAAGCAACAUUGUAAGAAGAUGUCUGCAACAGGAGGUGGUGAUGGUCAGGGGGAAGAGAAGAAACCUGGGGAUCAGUCAGCCCACAUUAACCUCAAAGUCAAGGGUCAGGAUGGCAAUGAGGUUUUCUUCAGAAUCAAGCAAAGCACCCAGUUGAAGAAGCUCAUGACUGCUUACUGUGAUCGGCAGUCUGUCGACAUGAACUCGAUUGCCUUCUUGUUUGACGGCCGUAGGCUCCGGGCAGAGCAGACUCCAGAGGAGCUGGAGAUGGAAGAUGGUGAUGAGAUUGAUGCAAUGCUGCACCAAACUGGAGGGUGGGUGUGAAAUCUUCUACCUUGGUUUUUUUUUUUUCAUGAACUGCAAGUUGGGUAAAUCUUAUACUUUGUUCUUACUAGGGAGCAUUCAAUCUAUAUUUAAAAGAAAAUGUAUGUGAAUUUGAGGUUUCUUUGUGUUAGGUUAGAUGUGUUUUUCCGACUUUGUAUUUGGCUAAUGGGAACCUCGAAUAUUGAAAUAAAUAUUGCGGUUAAGAUUGAAUUUCA
Molecule: messenger RNA, 765 nt
Organism: Prunus mume (Japanese apricot)
Lineage: Eukaryota; Viridiplantae; Streptophyta; Magnoliopsida; Rosales; Rosaceae
Product: small ubiquitin-related modifier 1-like
Molecular function (GO): protein binding
Source: RefSeq, a predicted model, not a curated record